AUGCUUAUAGCAAGGAUUGCUCCUAUUUUGCAAGUUAGCCAUGCCAGGGGUGGUCAGUACAAAUAUAUAGUGCACACCAUUAAUUUCCCAGAAGACAUUUCAGAAAUAGCAACUACUUUGCCACGCAAAUUACAACAUUUGGAGAUUGUGAUUAUUCGAAGGAUAAAUCUCAAAGGAAAACAAUAUGAUUGUUAUUUAAAUAAGUUCCAUGUUAUGGAUGCAUUGAAUUACAAAAUUCAACAUGACCAGUACUACAGUGAUGUUAUCAUUGACGUUGUAGCUGCUGAUUUAUUGCCACAAACAUCUACCGAUAUAUCUAAAUUUUUACAUACCCUUCCAAAUUCCUUUGAUCUGCAGCCUCCUUCACCAACACAAGAGCAACUCUCUAAUGAUGAUGAAGUUGAAUUACAGACCACAUCAUCAGUCAUCCCAAAGCUGCCAUGUUCAACCCCUGAACUAGAUGCCAUUAAAAAGAUAUUGCACCUAGAUAAGGAUGAUCAAAAUGUUGCAGCUUGGCCUGAAAUAAGUUGCUCACCCAUUAAUGAAUACAACACUGAAGGCUUGUUUGCUAUGGCUUUCCCAACAUUGUUCCCAAGCGGAUCUACAUUGCCACUCCAACCAAGGACAAAACAUGUUCACUUGCACGAAUAUGCUUUGUACUUGAUAAGAUAUCAUGACCAAAGAUUUGGACAACAUGUUAGGUUCAAAUAUUAUCUUUACAAUCUAAUAAUAAGACACCGUUCCCAACAGUCAGCUUCAGUUUUCCUACGGACCAACUUAGAAGACUCCAUCUCGACUAUGUUACAAGCUUUACGUGAACAGUUGCAGUCUACACCAUCCGAUCAAUUGCCAAACCAAUUAAUGCAUUUUGCAGCUUCAUUACGAGGCACAAGAGCUUAUUGGAAAAGAUCCUGCAAGGAUCUCACUACAAUGGUACACUAA
Molecule: messenger RNA, 942 nt
Organism: Cryptomeria japonica (Japanese cedar)
Lineage: Eukaryota; Viridiplantae; Streptophyta; Pinopsida; Cupressales; Cupressaceae
Exons: 1
Coding region: 1-942 (313 amino acids)
Source: RefSeq, a predicted model, not a curated record